AUGCCUAUCAUCAAGAACUUCACCCUACCGGCCUCUGCCAAGCUCCUCGAAGUCCCCGAGGGUCCCAAGGCUAAGCUCUUCCUUGCGUUCAUCUCCGGAGAUGACGCUAUCACCAAGCAGCCAUGGUGUCCCGACGUUCGCGCCGCACUGCCGCACAUCGAUGCCGCGUUCACUGCGCCCGAUGCGCCGACUGUAGCUUACGUCUCUGUGGGAGAGAAAUUACAAUGGAAAGAUCUCAAGAACAUCUACCGCACGCAGUGGAAGGUCAACAAUGUCCCUGCGCUGGUGCGUUAUCAGCUCGUUAAGGGAGAGGUCUCUGAGACCGGGCGGUUGAUUGAGGCGGAGAUUUUGGAUAAGGCGAAGCUUCAAGCUUUCCUUGCUUGA
Messenger RNA from Penicillium subrubescens, 384 nucleotides. RefSeq lists its product as uncharacterized. NCBI's taxonomy places the organism in Eukaryota, Fungi, Ascomycota, Eurotiomycetes, Eurotiales, Aspergillaceae. The transcript has 2 exons. Gene Ontology annotation, cellular component: cytosol. The record is from RefSeq and is a predicted model, not a curated record. The coding region runs from base 1 to 384 and encodes 127 amino acids. Gene Ontology annotation, molecular function: protein-disulfide reductase [NAD(P)H] activity.